Messenger RNA from Capsicum annuum, 964 nucleotides. Its product is annotated as pollen allergen Sal k 5.0101. The transcript is spliced from 2 exons. NCBI's taxonomy places the organism in Eukaryota, Viridiplantae, Streptophyta, Magnoliopsida, Solanales, Solanaceae. The coding region runs from base 162 to 713 and encodes 183 amino acids. The record is from RefSeq and is a predicted model, not a curated record.
UAAAAUAAAAUAAUAUUAUAACCACAAAAAGACCAAAAGAACAUGAUAACCUCAAAACAAUAACUGAAAAUGCAAAAUAUAAAUCAUCACCUCAAUCACAGAUUUAUAAUUGCAACAUCCAAAAACAAAGAAUAAAACAAGAAAAUUUAAAACAAAAAAAAAUGACAAAAUCAGGUGAAAUUAUUCUAAUUGCUAGUUUUAUUUGUUUAUUUUCCCUCUUUGGGGUAAUUCAGGCCGAGGGCGAAGCUUCAGCUCCAGCUCCAGCUCCAACUCAGACUCAAACUCAGUUCCGUGUAGAAGGAAGAGUAUUUUGUGAUGUUUGUCGCGUUCUAUUUGAAACCAGGCUCAGCAAGCCCAUGUCAGGUGCUGAGGUACGGUUGCAAUGCAGGAACCGAACAGACGAGAGUGAAACCUUCACGGUUGAGGGCAAAACUGAGGACGAUGGGAUGUACAGCCUCGUCGCGGAACGUGACCACGAAAACGAGAUUUGUGAGACUAUACUUGUGAAGAGCUCCAUGGAUGAUUGCAAUGAGAUCCCAAAAGAAAAGUUCACAAAAGAGUCUGCUAGAAUCACCAUUACUAACAAGAAUGGUAUCGUUGAGACCACUCGACACGCGAACCCUCUAUUCUUCGUGAAGAAAGAAGUUUCUCCAGAAUGCGCUCAAGUGUUUAAGGAACUCGAAUUACUGCCCGAACAAAUCGAUCAAAAUUGAUUAUUGCAAACAGAAUCUUAACUCCUGCUAAUAUCUGAAUUCAGUUUAACUCAAUUAUAAGACAUUUAUUAAGUAGGUGCACAUAUAGUGCAUUGAAUUUUGAUACUAUCUAUGUAAUUUAACCUCUUAUAGAAGGUCAUUAUUUAACAUUUGUUGUAGGUAACCAAAUGUAUACGUAUUAAAUAAAGUUAUCUACAAUUACCUUUUAAAUAACCUCAUUGUUUAAGUAUAUGCAUCAUUUUGGAAUUUGA